This is a messenger RNA of Cylicostephanus goldi, 390 nucleotides long. The record is from the annotation of a GenBank genome assembly. Lineage: Eukaryota; Metazoa; Nematoda; Chromadorea; Rhabditida; Strongylidae.
UCUGAAUCCGCCUUGGUGAUGUCGGAUGAUCCAAAGCUGCAGGAAUUUACCCUAAAAGAGGACCACGAACUGAGGUUUGAGGUCGGCAGCACGGAGGUAGUUCUGGAAUUAGUCCAGGGAAGAGCAGAAGUAUUUGGAACUGAGCUGGAGAUGCACAAGAAGUACGCCUUUCCUCCAAAUACUCGCGUAGCUGUGUUCAGUUGGAAAGGAGCUUCUGUUGAAUUGAUUGGACCAACAAACAGUGCUUAUGUUGCUGAGCAUACCCCUAUGGUCAUCUACUUGAACACACAUGCAGCACUUGAGCAACUUAGGCAGCAUUCUGAGGAACAAGCUACAGUGGACGGUGUUGAGAAUCCGAAAGGACCACGAAUCAUAUUAGUUUCUGUGUAG